Malassezia vespertilionis is the source of this 972-nucleotide messenger RNA. RefSeq lists its product as uncharacterized. The transcript has 2 exons. The record is from RefSeq and is a predicted model, not a curated record. Bases 1 to 972 code for a protein of 323 amino acids. Gene Ontology annotation, molecular function: protein folding chaperone; protein-folding chaperone binding. NCBI's taxonomy places the organism in Eukaryota, Fungi, Basidiomycota, Malasseziomycetes, Malasseziales, Malasseziaceae. Gene Ontology annotation, cellular component: cytoplasm; nucleus.
AUGCCCAUGGAUUGGUACGCCAUCCUAGAGGUGGAACCUACGGCAAAUGCCACCGAGAUACGAACCGCUUAUCGCAAACAGGCGCUCCGGUCGCAUCCUGAUCGUGCCGCUGCACACGAGAAAGAGGACGCCACAUCGCGGUUCAAGAUGAUCGCGGAGGCGUACGAGGUGCUGGGCGACGAUCGACGACGCUGGGAGUAUGAUCGGUUUGAGUACCCCCUACUGAAUGGAGAAAUGGGCUACGACGCAUUCGAUAACCACGCAUCGACUUCGCCGACUGGCCAUACGUUUGUGUGGGAGAGCAGCUUUGAUUCUGCACGCCGCGCAAACCAAGGCAGGCCUGGGCCAGAAGGAUUUGGUCGUGGUGCGUUUGUCGAUCCCUUUGAGCUCUUUAGCUGGAUGUUUGCGCGGGACUUUCACGAAAUGGAGACGAGGGACACAUCUCUCGCCGCCUCGUCCAAUAGCCCUGCAUUCACCGACGAUCCGUUUGGCGCGAACGGUCCGUUUGGGAUGGGUAUGCCGAUGGGUGCGGCGCCCAGCACCAAAGCCGACCCGUUUGACCACUUUGGCCGCGCUCCCGGUUUUGGAUUUAAUGCGAACCCCUUUAAUGUUUUGUCUGGAUUCCCUCCUACACACACGACAGGAGGCAUGGGCAACGCGCAGUCCAUGUUUUCCUCAUCUUCUAAUAUGUCCAGCUUUGGUGGCACGAGCGAGUCGCGCCAGACGACCGUGGUCAACGGCCGCCGCGAGACUGUGAUCACGAAACGCGAUGCACAGGGCAACGAAACGGUGCGGCGCAUUUCGCCUUCUGGCGAGACGGUGUUGAUAAACGGCGAGCUGCAGCCGACGCUCGGGGCAGCGCCGAAACCUGCGGAACUGACGGACCAGUCUGGCCAGGCUUCUGCGCCCCCCGUAGAAGCGCCGCGCGAGCAGCCGCAGGCACAGAAACGUAAAAAGUGGAAGCUUUUUUAG